Onychostruthus taczanowskii (white-rumped snowfinch) is the source of this 1548-nucleotide messenger RNA. It is a transcript of the gene KAT5, whose product is annotated as lysine acetyltransferase 5. The transcript is spliced from 11 exons. NCBI's taxonomy places the organism in Eukaryota, Metazoa, Chordata, Aves, Passeriformes, Passeridae. Gene Ontology annotation, molecular function: histone acetyltransferase activity. The record is from RefSeq and is a predicted model, not a curated record. Gene Ontology annotation, biological process: regulation of DNA-templated transcription. The coding region runs from base 1 to 1335 and encodes 444 amino acids.
AUGGGGCGGUUUUGGGGGUCCCAGGCGCUGGCCGAGAUCCUGAGCGUGAAGGACAUCAGCGGGAGGAAGCUGUUCUACGUGCACUACAUCGACUUCAACAAGCGCCUGGACGAGUGGGUGACCCACGACCGGCUGGACCUGAAGCGGGUGCAGGUGCCCCGCAAGGAGGCCAAGACCCCCACCAAGAACGGCCUGCCCGGGUCACGGCCCGGCUCCCCCGACAGGGACACGAGGAAGAGCCUGGAGCUGGCGCUGCCGGUGGCCCCCGCCAGCGGGAAGAGUUUGCCAGGGCCACCAGCAGGGCCACCAGCGGGGCCACCAGGGCCACCGGCGGGGCCACCAGCAGGGCCACCAGCAGGGCCGGGGCCCAUCACGCUCCGCCUGCACCUGCCCAAGGAGAGCGAGGCCGAGCCCCCCCAGCGCCCCACGAAGCGCAAGGUGGAGGUGGUGUCCCCGGCCACGCCCGUCCCCGCCCCCACCGAGACCUCGCAGGCCUCCGUGUUCCCCCAGAACGGCUCCGCGCGCCGGGCGGUGGCGGCGCAGCCCGGCCGGAAGAGGAAAUCGGCGUGCCUGGGGACAGACGAGGACUCGCAGGACUCGUCGGACGGGGCCCCCUCGGCGCCCAGGAUGACGGGCAGCCUGGUGUCGGACCGCAGCCACGACGACAUCGUCACCAGGAUGAAGAACAUCGAGUGCAUCGAGCUGGGCCGGCACCGCCUCAAGCCCUGGUACUUCUCGCCCUACCCCCAGGAGCUCACGGGGCUCCCGGUGCUCUACCUGUGCGAGUUCUGCCUCAAGUACGGCCACAGCCUGCGCUGCCUGCAGAGGCACCUGGAGAAGGAGUCGACCGAGGAUUACAACGUGGCCUGCAUCCUGACCCUGCCCCCGUACCAGCGCCGCGGCUACGGCAAGCUGCUCAUCGAGUUCAGUUACGAGCUCUCCAAGGUGGAGGGCAAGACGGGCACCCCCGAGAAGCCGCUCUCGGACCUGGGGCUGCUCUCGUACCGCAGUUACUGGUCCCAGACCAUCCUGGAGAUCCUCAUGGGGCUCAAGGCCGAGGCCGGCGAGCGGCCCCAGAUCACCAUCAACUGUGCACACCUGUAUGGGGGUCAGUACAUCCUGACACACCUGUCUCACCUGUGUGUCUCACCUGAGCAGGGUCAGUACAUCCUGACACACCUGUGUGUCGCACCUGUGCAGGGUCAGUACAUCCUGACGCUCUCCGAGGACAUCGUGGAGGGCCACGAGCGCGCCAUGCUCAAGCGGCUGCUGCGCAUCGACGCCAAGUGCCUGCACUUCACCCCCAAGGACUGGAGCAAGCGCGGCAAGUGGUGAGGCCACGCCCACCUGGCCACGCCCACCGGACCACGCCCUGCCAGGCUCCACCCUGCGUGGGCCACGCCCUGCUCGGCCACGCCCGCCAGGCUGCGCCCUGGCCACGCCCUACCGGGCUCCACCCCGCAGGGCCGCAUCCUGGCCACGCCCUUCCAGGCCACGCCCCCUCGUUACCAGGCGCCGCACAUUAAACAACACCUGGCCCCGCCCACA